Molecule: messenger RNA, 1530 nt
Organism: Lactuca sativa (garden lettuce)
Lineage: Eukaryota; Viridiplantae; Streptophyta; Magnoliopsida; Asterales; Asteraceae
Source: RefSeq, a predicted model, not a curated record
AUGGAAAACACCAAUGUUACCAUGAUCAGUGACUUGGCGCUUGCAAAAGAUGACUACAUGAUCAAGGGCGCCAAAAUUGAAUGUAAUGUCGAUAGACCAUUUGCAUUCCUACAAGGAAAGACUUUGGAAGAAUAUGGUGAUUAUUACAUUCAAAAACCCACAAUAGGGUUAAAUAAUGGUGCUAUAAAGUUUGUUGAUGGUCCACAUAAACUCUAUUUCCAGUAUAGCACUAAGGUUAUUAGAUGCAAAGACUUUUGUGGGCCCCGGAAUUCAUUUGCUUUCAUUGACUUCAAACAACUUCAUUCUAAUUCAAUCCAACCCAAUGUGUCAUUUGAUAUUAUAGGAAAUGUUUUCCAAUGUUUUCCAUUGGAACCUCCAAAAGACAAACAGGAGCAGAGAAUCACACUAAAAAUGGAGGAUUUAGAAGGACAUGAAGUUUUUGUUACUCUAUGGGGACGCUAUGCUGAAGAAAUUGUUGCAUAUGUUUCAAAGCAUCAUGGUCAUUUUGUAAUGAUUAUUCAACUUGCUAAGUUCAAGAAUAUCCGACGUAUCAUUCAUACAAAAAUUAAAAUACCCAUUUCAGAUCGUCCAUAUGUCAACAACACGUACUUGGCAACAAAGCUUUUUAUUGAGGACGACAUUGAGGAGAUAAGUGCUUUCAAAAAAAGUUUACAAGCAAGAAAAGACUCUUCGUGUUCUUCGGUCUCACGUGCAUCAGGAUCAUCGAUCAUGUAUUCACUACAUGAUGAUUUUCUUCAAAAAAACGCCUUUUACAAAAUAUCCGCUAUUCACGAAUUGAAUGAGGGAAGUUUUGCGGUAAUUCUUGGAACAAUAAAGAUGUUUGAAGAUAUGCGGAAUUGGUACUAUAAUGCGUGUACGAUAUGCAAGUCAAAGGUUAUUUUAAUGGAUGUUCCAAAUGAGACGGUCAAUAACUUGGACCGGUUUGAAGAGAAAAAGAUGAUGUUUUGUCCAAAAAAGAUUGCAAUGGCAAAGAUGUUAUUGCUGAACCAAGGUUUAGUUGGAGUGGUGAGUCUUACAAUGUUUGAUCGUGAAGUAAGAAAUCUUCUGAAAAUAUCUGCUGCUGAAUUAAUAUCAAGAUAUGAAAGGUUCGACAAUCCAAGUGACUUUCCAAAUGAGUUGAACGCCAUGCUCAAUAAAAAAUUGGCUUUUAAGAUCGUUGUCAAGACUUUCAAUGUCUCAAAAUGUUUUCGUUCUUACAACAUUUCCAAGCUAACAGAUAAUUUAGACAUUAUUGCUGCUUUGGAAAACAUUGAGAAGAAGAAUAUGAUUGAACAGGACAUGGAUAAUGAUUCUGUUAAUGUAAUUGGCUCAGAAUUUGCAUCUCAAGACACAGUGGGUUGCACCAACAACCUCAAUUCUCCACCUACAAGUGUCAAACGUAAGCUCGUAGAUAUUUAUGAUCUUGAUGAUGACAUUUAUGAAUCGUCAACAAAACCUAAUUCACCCCGUGUUUACAAAGACAAAGCUGGAUUAACAACCAAAUUGUUGAUUCCUAAGGUGGAAAAAUAA